GCACCGCCUCGCCCCCUCAGCGCCUAUUAUCCUCUCCUCCUCUUCGGCCAUGACGCAGAUGUUGCACAGCACCUGCCAAGCUGCCUGCUUAUAUAACAGUCCGGGUCGGGUGCAUUCGUCCACAACCUCAAUUUACUCACAACCGCAACUCCAUCUUGACCAGAAAAGACUCUACUCUAUGGGCGCAUUCACAGCAUCAGCACAAGCCCCUCUACACCCCGUCAACCCGCCCAUUGGCAUAUUUCCCUAUCUCUACGCGAAAGAGCCCACAGCAUUGAAUAUUAAGGAAAAGAUAUCUUGGAGUGGCGAUGACUUUGCCGUCAAAGACCUUGCCGGAUGGGUGGUUGUACGGUGUGAGGGGCAGGCAUUCUCAUAUCGAGAUCGCAAGAUCAUCAGAGAUUCCAGUGGCAAGUUUCUGUUUUGCUUACGGAACAAGAUCAUGACGUUCUUCAAAACAAUUAUUGCCGAGGACGAACAUGGCCAGGAACUAUUCCGAGUGCAAAAACACUUUGCUUUCGGAGCCAAAGCGAUAGCAACAUUCCAUGACGCCGCCACCAACGUCCCGAUGGCUCUUUCGCUGCGUGGCGACUUUUGGGGAGGUUCAGCCGACAUAAGCGUCGUCAACGGGCCUGUCAUUGCUCAGAUUUAUAGGGAUGUUUUGAAUGCGAGAGAGAUCUUUGCAGGGCAGCAGACAUAUUAUGUGGCCGUAGCACCCGGUGUCGACUUGGCGCUGAUGGCUGCCAUGUGUAUAUGCUUGAACGAGAUGAAGAACGAACGGUAGAGGCACACUUCGGGAAUCUUGAGGAGUACUGUCGACUUUCAUGAGUUCGAGUUUGUAUACGAUCAUUCAUGACCGACUCUUCACGUAAGUGUGUUCUCACUGGCAUUGGCCAGUAUGUUCCGAUCCGCGCUGAUGGAGUCAUUGCAUGAUAGAUUGUAAUUAUUUAUAUCUAUCCUAAUGAUGCAAGCGCAUUCAGUCAUCACAGAGCACAUACCGCCCUGGAUGCUGGAUCAUCAAUAAUAAGCCCAUGGGACUGCAAGGCUGCCAGGGACGCGUGGUUGGCCACGCUCCAUAAGGCGAUCACACAACAUUCUUCAAGAUCGGAUCAAUAGGUUUCUCGAUCAAUUCGAACGGCACUCGAUACAUGCCUUUCACCCUGUAGAUCCUCG
Molecule: messenger RNA, 1170 nt
Organism: Cryptococcus amylolentus CBS 6039
Lineage: Eukaryota; Fungi; Basidiomycota; Tremellomycetes; Tremellales; Cryptococcaceae
Exons: 5
Coding region: 50-781 (243 amino acids)
Source: RefSeq, a predicted model, not a curated record